AUGCAAACAGGAAGCCAGCCAGCAAUAUCAUCAAACUACGUACUAUCGAUCGAUAUGUCGCUUCAAUCAAACGCCGUGCCACCCGCAGCUUCGCCGGACGCCGGUGGGGAUCGCCGGAUACUGCAGUCAGCUGUGUUCGACGACACGAUCUGGGGGGAUCACUUCCUCGCCACCAGGAGGAGGAGUGAUCAUACUACUGCUUCUCAUGAUGGGGUAAUCGUAGCAAACCAAUCCCUGCAGGGACAUCCUACUCCAGAGCAUGAAAGUAGGGAAUAUGAAGUUUUGAAGGAAGAGGUGCAGAGGAUGGUAACCGUUGGAGUAGGUGAUAAUGAUGAGGCGGCAAUGUUCAAAAAGUUGCGGCUGAUUGAUGCAAUCCAGCGUUUAGGGGUUGGAUAUCACUUCAAGGAGGAGAUCGAAAAAGCUAUUGAAAAUGUGCAUGUUCUUGGUGGAGAAUCGUUCAUUGACACUUAUAAGCAUAUUGAUCUCCAUCAUGCCGCUCUUUGGUUCCGACUGCUUAGACAGCAAGGCUUUGGUGUUUCCUCUGAUGUGUUUAGAAAGUUCAAGGAUCAUGAGGGGAAGUUCAAAGAAUCGUUGGCAUUCGACGGGCAAGGACUGUUGAGUUUGUAUGAGGCAGCACAUGUGGCAAUUCAUGGUGAAGACAUAUUGGACGAAGCUUUGAGCUUCACAACAAAAAAUCUGAAGUUAAUUGUGCAAGAUCACAGGACCUCUUCGUCAUUCAAGAAGCAAGUUGAAUUCUCCCUUGCACUCCCCAUGUGGAAAUGUGUCCCUAGGACACUUGCUAGGCAUUGCAUCGAUGUUUACUCCGAACUAGAUGAUCAGCAAGCUUCUCAUGAUGAAACAGUAACCCUGAAGUUCGCAAAGUUGGACUUCAACAUGGUGCAGAGAGUCCAUCAAGAGGAGCUCCACGAACUCACAAUGUCGACCAGAUUCCCAUAUGCAAGAGACAGACUUGCAGAGUGCUAUUUCUGGAUCAACACUGUUUACCCCGAGCCCAAGCACCGUGUGGGAAGGAUCAUACUCACCAAGUGUGGAGCCGUGUUGACCCUCUUGGAUGAUUUCUAUGAUAACUUUGGUGAUUACAAGCAACUUAAGAUCCUCACAGAAGCCAUUCAGAGGAUGGAUAUUUCUGCUCUGGAAGAACUCCCCGACAUUAUGAAGGAGGCCUACCGGGUGGUCAUCGUUAACCUGUUCGAAGAAAUGGAGCAGGCAAUUAUAUCAGGAACUGGACCCACUUAUGGUAUUGACUACUGUAAGCAAGAGUUCAAGAAUUGGUGCGGGUCCUUAUUGGCUGAGGCCCGGUGGCGCAGUGAUUGCCAUGUGCCGAGUCUGGAGGAGUACCUGAAGCAUGCAAACAUAACCAGCUCUUACUUCUUCGUCUGCGCAUCGGCCUACUUGGGGAUCGGACCAGAGCUAGCCACCAGAGAGGCCUUUGAGUGGGUGACCAGUAAAACGAACAAGAUGGUGAUGGCAUCCGCUUCCAUUUGCAGGGUCCAAAACGACAUCAUGUCUUACCCGUUGGAGCAAGAGAGGUUGCACGUGGCGUCGGCGGUUCAGUGCUACGUGAAGGAGCACGGCGUGUCCGACGAGGAGGCGAUACAGGUAUUGCUGGGCCGGAUUUCAGAUGCUUGGAAAGACAUGACUGAGGUUAUGUGCUGCCACAAACCAACCCCGUUCCCGACGCCUUUGUUGUCUCCGGUCAUCAACUUCGCCAGAUCGAUCAGUGUGAUUUAUCUCAAGGCCGAUGCCUUCACCUAUCCCCAGCUUUUGAAGGAACGCAUUGCCGCCCUCUUCGUCCACCCUGUGCCGCUCUGA
Linum tenue is the source of this 1833-nucleotide messenger RNA. The record is from the annotation of a GenBank genome assembly. NCBI's taxonomy places the organism in Eukaryota, Viridiplantae, Streptophyta, Magnoliopsida, Malpighiales, Linaceae.